AUGGCUAGUGGGCCUGUAUACUUUGAAUGGUUUAUUAUCCGUGGAGAUGAAUGUCGAUUUAAUGACCCAAACGUCACUAGAAUUACUACUUUGAGUCAAGAUCAGUGUUUUUCAGUAUUAGAAUAUACCUUUAACUCUUCAGGUGUUUAUUGUGUUAAUGUUACGGCUGUAAAUUUUGGAGGUAGUUACCUUAAGAAAUCUAUACUUCACAUAAGCGGAACGGUAUCGCCUGCAAUUACGGCAACAAUCGCGGCUGCGAUAAUACUUAUAUUUAUUUCUCUGUUACUACUUUACAUCAUGUACGCUCAAACUACCACUCGCAAACGACGAGUAGAAGUUGCUAGUUUUGAUUAUCUACUUCCACCACCGCAAGAUGAAAGAAGUACGUUUAAGAAAUUGACUGAUUGGUUUAAAAGUCGUGAUCAAAAUGAUAAUAAUCGCCUGCCGUUACUUAUCGAUACGGGUGAUAAUUACGGUAGCAUCACUCCCAACAGAUUAGAUAAUAAUGUUUAUGAGCUUUAA
Trichoplax adhaerens is the source of this 522-nucleotide messenger RNA. RefSeq lists its product as uncharacterized. The transcript has 2 exons. The record is from RefSeq and is a predicted model, not a curated record. The coding region runs from base 1 to 522 and encodes 173 amino acids. NCBI's taxonomy places the organism in Eukaryota, Metazoa, Placozoa, Uniplacotomia, Trichoplacea, Trichoplacidae.